GGAAACAUUUGGAAACGUCAGUGUUACUUUUAGAUUUCUUGUGAAAAUAUUUUAGGGAUGGGUUGUUUAAAUUGCACAUUUGGAAAUGUCGUUAUACCGCAACGCUAUGUUGCGUGUGUUAUGGCCUUUCUUGCCAUUGUUAAUUCAUAUACAAUGCGUGGAUGCUUAAAUCUAGCUAUAACGGAAAUUGUUCAAGGCAAAGGGAAGGCUGCUCCUGUAAGCGAAUGUAACGUCACAAGCGCUCCUAUUGUCAAUAAGAAUGAAGAGAAAUACGAAUGGGCACCCGAGCAAAUAGCUACAGUUUUAACUGCUUUUUAUUAUGGGUAUGUGCCGUCGCAUGUACCUGGUGGAUUUUUGUCAGAUGUAUAUGGUGCUAAAUUUGUUCUUAUGGUUGAUGUUAUUGUAUCCAUUUUUGUCACCCUUCUAACGCCAAUGACGAUUGUUAUGGGAAGUUGGAAAUUUCUUUGCCUGCUUAGAGCACUAAUGGGUUUAGUACAGGGACCUUUAUUUCCCGCUACGGCCACCUUGCUUGCUAAAUGGGUACCAAAGUCUGAACGCGCACGAGCAGGUACGUGGGUAUUCACCGGUGCCCAAGUUGGCAGUAUUUUUGGUUAUCUUGUUUCUGGUUUCAUAAUGGGAUAUAUGAAUUCAUGGAAAGCGGUUUUUUAUUUUUGGGGAAUUAUAUCAAUUGUUUGGGUAGUAGCAGCGCAAUUUUUACUUUACUCGGAACCAGCAACCCAUCCCCGUAUUACCCAAGAAGAAAAUGAAAUGCUAGUGCGGGAAAUAGGUAUUCCUGAAAGAUUAAGCGUUCCAUGGUUAGCAAUGUUAACAGAUUCCGCAGCUAUUGCGUGUAUAUCUGGUUGGUGCGGGCACGCGAUAAAGUUUUACUACAUCAAUACGAAUCUGCCAUUGUAUAUAAAAGAUGUACUAAAGUUUAAUGUAAUCGAAAAUGGCGUAUUUAACGCAAUUGCUUACGCAGCACUUUGGAUAUUCGCAAGCGUUGCUGCUGUAGUUUGCGACAUGACGAUUAAUCGGAAUUGGAUGUCUGUGAUGGUUUCUAGAAGAGUAUUCGCGUUUAUCGGAAAUGUCUUUCCUGCUACUGCUUUGAUGGUAACUGGAUUUGUGGGUUGUCAUCGCAAUUGGGCGAUCGUUACCAUAAUUCUAUCUACUGCACUACAAGCGCCCGUUUACUGUAGCAUCAGAGUGAAUGUGCUAGAUUUGACCAAAAAUUAUGCUGGGAUAUUAACAGCAUUCGUAAAUGGAAUUGGAGCUUUGGCGUACUGGCCUGUACCAUAUUUGAUAGCAGGAAUUGCAGGCGAUAAUAAAAUUAGAAGUUGGUGCAUACUGUUCGAAAUAAUGUUUGGUGUGUCGUGCUUUUUCACCUUAAUAUAUCUAAUAUGGGUACGUGGAGAAAGGAGAGAUUGGGAUAAAAUCGAAUAAACGCUUGUUGUCCACUUUUCAUGGAAUGGAAAUGAUAUUAAAUAUCUAAUAUAAUUAAUUUUAAAUUAAAAUUAUUUGAUCUUAAUUAUUUGCCUAAUAUAAAGCACUGUGCACAUACAUUAGGUUUUGAACGGCUUCAAUAUCUGUCUCACUCGAGUUUUUCUACUUAUUUUGAGCAUCAAUAAGUUAAACGUUAUGUUUGUCCAAAUUGUCAAAUUCAAAUAUUGAAAUACUAGAACAAUUUCAAUCUAAAGUUCUUCGGACUGUAUUAAAUGCUUCUUGGUACGUACCUAACAAAAUAAUAACCAAUGAUCUGAACAUGGGCAGUGUUAAAGAAGAAGUGUCCAAUCUAACAUGGAAAUACGCUGACCGUCUAAAAAACCACCCUAACGCACUGACCAAAACACUAAUGAAUCCACAUCCGUACAGAAGAAGACUGCGUAGAUACCACUCGUGUGACCUAUCUAAUAGGUUUUAGCACUAUC
This is a messenger RNA of Photinus pyralis (common eastern firefly), 1925 nucleotides long. RefSeq names its product sialin-like. Gene Ontology annotation, biological process: monoatomic anion transport; transmembrane transport. The transcript is spliced from 7 exons. Gene Ontology annotation, molecular function: transmembrane transporter activity. The record is from RefSeq and is a predicted model, not a curated record. The coding region runs from base 58 to 1440 and encodes 460 amino acids. NCBI's taxonomy places the organism in Eukaryota, Metazoa, Arthropoda, Insecta, Coleoptera, Lampyridae.